AUGACUUUCCACAUGAUCCUUAUUUUGUGUCUUGUUUUUCACAUUUUUUCAACACAAAUAUGUUAUUGCCAAAAUAAUUCUCCUCAAAACAUAGAAACUUUCUACCAAAAUGAAACUGUAGUUUCAUCACCACCAAAGGCACAACCUUCAUCACCACCACCUCAAGGACUAACUGCGGUAUCGAAAAGUAGUUCGUCGAACGGUAAGAUAGCGAAAGCUGUGGCUGCAACUGCAGCAAGCACUAUAGUUAUUUGUGGUUUAAUUUUCAUUAUAGUAAAAAGGUGUUUAAGAAAAAGAAAGAGAAACAACAUUGUUUCUAAUGGUGAUAAUAGACAACAAGUUGAUGUGCCUAGAGGGAAUGUUUUUGAAAAGAUUGAUGGAAAUGUGAGAGGAUUGAUUGUUGAUGAAGAUGGUUUGGAUGUGAUUUAUUGGAGAAAACUUGAAGAGAAGAAUUCUAACAAGGAUCUUUAUAAGGACAUAAUCUCGAAUAGUCCGAAAAACAAAGUUGAAGAAGAUCAAGUGAAAAAAUCUAAGUACAUUCAAGAAACUCCUCUUCUUAAAGGACAAUCUUCAUCUUCACACAUAUUUCAAGAAGAGGAUGAUUUAUAUAGAAUUCCAAAAAUUCAAUCUCAACCAUCCAAAAAUGAAGGAUUUGUGAAAAAGGGUGUUGAAAAACAUGAAUUUCAAUCUCAACCGUCCAUUUUGCCAUCCAUAGUUGCACCACCACCGCCACCACCUCCUCCAAUGAAGGCAGCACCACCGCCACCACCUCCUCCGAUGUCAUCUUCGAAAGCUAUCUCCAAGGCCAAUGAAAGAAACUCUUUAGGGAAAGGUGUGGAAGAGUCCAACAAUGAUCAAGUGAAGUUGAAGCCUUUGCAUUGGGAUAAAGUGAAUACUAAUGCUGCUGAUCAUUCCAUGGUUUGGGACAAAGUCGAUCGCGGCUCGUUCAGGGUUGAUCAAAAUCUUAUGGAAGCUCUCUUUGGUUAUGUUGCAACCAAUCGAAUGUCAUCUAAAGGAAAGACUAACUCAACAAAUCCAAGCAAUGAUGCCUCAACAAAAAAAUUCCUUCUUGAUCCUAGAAAAUCACAAAACAUUGCCAUUGUUUUGAAAUCACUAGCCGUCUCGCGAGACGAAAUUCUUGAUGCGCUCAUCGAAGGAAAAGGCCUAAAUGGAGACACAAUUGAAAAGCUUUCAAGAGUUUCACCAACAGAAGAAGAGAAAUCACUUAUACUUCGCUAUAAAGAAGAUCCAUCAAGACUCGCUGCAGCAGAAUCUUUCCUAUAUCACAUCCUCAUCGUCGUUCCUUCAGCGUUUAACCGCUUGAACGCGAUGCUAUUCAAAUUGAACUAUGACUCGGAGGUCUUGGAGAUCAAGGAUUCUUUGCAGACGAUUGAAUUUGGAUGUAAAGAGCUUAGAAGUCAAGGACUUUUCUUGAAGCUUCUAGAAGCGGUUCUUAAGGCCGGGAAUCGAAUGAAUGAUGGAACUUCUAGAGGUAAUGCUCAAGCUUUUAACUUGAAUUCACUAAGGAAACUCAAUGAUGUGAAAAGCAACAAUGGAAAAACCACAUUACUUCACUUUGUUGUCGAAGAAGUUGUUCAUUCGGAAGGAAAACGUGCAGUUCUUAACCGAAAUAACAGCCUAACCCGAAACAUGAGUCGAAAGAGAAACAUUAACACAAAUGGAAACAUCGAAACAAAUGUUGUUUCGGACAAAAAAAUAGAAAGGGAAUACACAAUGUUAGGAUUAUCAAUUGUGGGAGGAAUAAGUUCUGAAUUCAGCAAUGUUAAAAAAGGAGCAAAUUUGGAUUAUAAAAGUUUAGUUGAAUCAAUUUCAUCACUAUCUAUGAGACUAGUUGAAAUUCAAGAACUUGUUUCACAAUGCGAGAGUGGUGAAAGAGGAAAUUUUGUGAAAGAAAUGAAUUAUUUUAUUGGAAAUGCGGAGGAAGAAUUGAAAUUUGUUAGGGAGAAAGAAACAAUUGUGUUACAGAUUCUUUGUAAAACAACACAAUAUUAUGAAUGUGGAGGUUCAAAAGAGAAAGAAAAAAACAAUCUUCAACUAUUUGUUAUAGUUAAAGAUUUUUUGGGAAUGGUUGAUCAAGUUUGCAUUGAAAUUGCACGUGACUUGCAGAAGAAGAAUCUGAAAGGAAUUUCUGAUUAA
Vicia faba (fava bean) is the source of this 2157-nucleotide messenger RNA. Lineage: Eukaryota; Viridiplantae; Streptophyta; Magnoliopsida; Fabales; Fabaceae. The record is from the annotation of a GenBank genome assembly.